CGGCCUGGAGCCCGGCGCCGACAUGCACCUGCGGAUGAGCAAGAAGAUCGCGCAGCUCACCAAGGUAAUAUAUGCUUUGAACACUAAAAAUGAUGAGCAUGAAUCUGCAAUUCAAGCCCUCAAAGAUGCGCAUGAAGAAGAAAUCCAACAAAUUCUUGCAGAAACAAGAGAAAAAAUACUGCAGUAUAAAAGUAAAGUAACAGAGGAGCUAGACCUGAAGAGGAAGAUCCAAGUUUUAGAAGCGUCCUUGGAAGAUCACAUAAAAAUGAAGCAGCAGGCUUUGACAGAAUUUGAAGCCUACAAGCACAGAGUCGAGGACAUGCAGCUUUGCGCAGAAGCCCAGCACAUCCAGCGCGUAGUCACCAUGUCCAGAGAGGUUGAGGAGAUCAGAAGGAAAUUCGAAGAAAGAUUACGGAGCUUUGGACAGCUCCAGGCGCAGUUUGAGAAAGACAAACGGUUGGCUCUGGAAGAUCUGCGGACUGCUCACCGCCGGGAGAUGCAGGAGCUGUUGAAAUCGCAGCAGGAUCACAGUGCCUCCAUGAGCAAAGGGCAGGAGAAGGCAGAGGAGCUGCACAGGAGGGAGGUGGAGGCCUUAAGCAGAAGCCUGGAGGAGCUCAGACUUGAAAAGAAAAAGCUCAUCGAGGAGUAUGAAGGCAAGUUGAAUAAAGCGCAGUGCUUUUAUGAGCGUGAGCUUGAUACUUUGAAAAGGUCACAGCUUUUUACAGCAGAAAGCCUGCAGGCUAGCAAAGAAAAGGAAGCUGAUCUUCGAAAAGAAUUUCAGGGACAGGAAGCAAUUUUACGAAAAACCAUAGGAAAAUUAAAGACAGAGUUACAGAUGGUCCAGGAUGAAGCCAGCAGCCUUCUUGACAAAUGCCAGCGGCUUCAGACAGCACUUGCCACGGCAGAGAGCAAUGCCCAGGUUCUUCAAAAACAGCUUGAUGAUGCCAAAGAGGGAGAGAUGGCCUUAUUAAGCAAGCACAAAGAAGUGGAAAGUGAGCUAGCAGCGGCCAGAGAACGUUUACAACAGCAAGCAUCAGACCUAGUCCUCAAAGCUAGUCAUAUUGGAAUGCUUCAAGCAACUCAAAUGACCCAGGAGGUUACAAUUAAAGAUUUAGAAUCAGAAAAAUCAAGGGCCCAUGAGAGAUUAUCUCAGCUUGAAGAGGAAAGAGCUUUCUUGCAAAGCAGAACUCAAAGUCUGGAUGACGAGCAGAAGCAGCAGAUUCUGGAACUGGAGAAGAAAGUAAAUGAAGCAAAGAGAACUCAGCAAGAACAUUAUGAGACGGAGCUUAAAACCCUGCAGAGCAGGUUGGAAGGGGAGGUGGCUCGAUUACAUGAAGCCCACGCUAAGGCUCUGGAGGAGUUAGCCCGGAAGCACCACGUGGAAGUGGAGGCCGUGCACAGCAGCGCGGCUCGAGACAGGAGGACGCUGCAAGUGGAAUUGGAGGAACAGUAUAAAAAGGAGAAACUGGCCCUGGAAGAGGAUAAGAAUCAGCUUCAGCGGGAGCUGGAAGACCUGAAGGAAGAGCUGGAAGCCAAGCUGAGCACGGCCGCUCAAGAGGUUGGCCGCCUCCAGGACCUGGUGCGGAAGAGGGAGCAGGGCCUGGGCUCAGCCGAGGGCCUCAUCUCCGGUCUCCAGGACUCCCAGGAGAGGCUGCAGAGCGAGCUCAGCGCCGCCCAAGGCAGGCUCAGGGAGACCAGGGAGGCGCUGUUGAGUGUGGAGGCUGAGCUGGAACGAGAGCGGCACCAGCACGAAGAGACACUUGCUGCCAUGAAGGAAGAGGAGAAGCUCAGAGUGGACAGAAUGGCCCACGACUUAGAGAUAAAGUGGACUGAGAAUCUGAGACAGGAGUGCUGUAAACUCCGAGAAGAGUUACGGCUUCAGCAUGAAGAGGAUAAGAAGUCAGCGAUGUCUCAGCUGCUGCAGCUGAAAGAGCGAGAGAAAAACGCUGCCAGGGACUCAUGGCAGAGGAAAGUGGAGGACCUCCUGGACCAGCGGCAGUCUCUGGGGGAGGCAUUACAUAAGUCUAUCAGCAAUAUUUCCCUGCUGAAGCAAAAUCUGGAGAUGCAGCUGUCCCAGUCUCAGACUUCCUUGCAGCACCUGCAAGCCCAGUUUACCCAGGAACGCCAGCGGCUUACACAGGAGCUUGAGGAACUAGAGGAACAACACCAGCAAAGACACAAAUCCUUGAAAGAAGCACACGUCCUUGCAUUUCAGACCAUGGAGGAGGAAAAGGAAAAGGAACAGAGGGCCCUCGAAACCCACUUGCAGCAGAAGCACUCUGCAGAGCUGCAGGCCCUGAAGGAUGCACACCGCGAGUCCAUGGAGGGCUUCCGGGCAGAGAUGGAACAGGAGCUGCAGACCCUGCGCUUUGAGCUGGAAGACGAGGGGAAGGCCAUGCUUGCUUCCUUACGCUCAGAACUGAACCAGCAGCACGCAGCUGCUGUUGACUUGUUGUGCCACAACCACCAGCAGGAGCUGGCAGCCGCCAGGAUGGAGUUAGAGAGGAGCGUGGACGUCGGCAGGAGACAGAGUAAAGAGCAUAUGUGCAGGAUAACAGAUCUGCAAGAGGAGUUACGUCUCAGAGAGCACCACAUUUGUGACCUGGACAAGGAGCUACAGCACCUUCGUGAGAACAUCAGCGCCCUCACCACAGAGCUGGAGUUCAGGGAGAAAGAGAUCCUGAAGAUACGAAGUGAAUCCAACCAACAGAUGAGGUUGCAUGAACAAGAUUUAAACAAGAGACUUGAAAAAGAGCUGGAUGUCAUGACAGCAGACCACCUCAGAGAGAAAAAUAUCAUGCGGGCAGAUUUUAAUAAGACUAAUGAGCUCCUCAAGGAAAUAAAUGCAGCUUUACAAGUGUCACUAGAAGAAAUGGAAGAAAAAUAUCUAAAGAGAGAAUCAAAACCGGAAGAUAUGCAGAUGAUUGCAGAAUUAAAAGCCAUGCUUACAGAAAGAGACCAGGUCAUAAAGAAACUAAUCGAGGAUAAUAAAUUUUAUCAACUGGAAUUAAUCAAUCGAGAAACUAACUUCAACAAAGUGUUUAACUCAAGUCCUUCUGUUGGUGUCCUUAAUCCACUGGCCAAGCAAAAGAAGAAGAAUGAUAAAUCACCAACAAACAGGUUUGUGAGUGUUCCCAAUCUAAGUGCUCUGGAAUCUGGCGGAGUGGGCAAUGGACAUCCUAACCGCCUGGACCCCAUUCCCAAUUCUCCAGUCCACGAUGUUGCAUUCAACAGCAGCAAACCACUUCCACAGCCACUGCCACCCAAAGAGUCCAAGACAUUUUUGAGUCCUCCUCAGGGCGAAGCUUCCCCGGCGGCUUCUCCAGAUCCCCAGCGCCAGGAAUGGUUUGCCCGAUAUUUCACGUUCUGAAGGAACUAUGUGGGCCCCGCACUGUGUGCACUGUUCCUAAGAGCACGAGCAGGCUUUCCUGUGACAGACACUGGGAAGGAGCAAGGAUC
Molecule: messenger RNA, 3459 nt
Organism: Chinchilla lanigera (long-tailed chinchilla)
Lineage: Eukaryota; Metazoa; Chordata; Mammalia; Rodentia; Chinchillidae
Gene: Fam184a
Product: family with sequence similarity 184, member A
Source: RefSeq, a predicted model, not a curated record